AAAUGGUCUGUCAGCAAACACACCCAGAGCUACCCGACCGACACCUAUGGAAUUCUUGAGUUCCAGGGUGGCGGAUACUCUAAUAAAGCCAUGUAUAUCCGUGUGUCCUACGAUACCAAGCCAGACUCCCUGCUCCAUCUCAUGGUGAAAGACUGGCAGCUGGAACUCCCCAAGCUCUUAAUCUCGGUGCACGGAGGCCUCCAGAACUUCGAGAUGCAGCCCAAGUUGAAGCAGGUGUUUGGGAAGGGCCUGAUCAAGGCUGCCAUGACCACGGGUGCCUGGAUCUUCACAGGAGGAGUCAGCACCGGUGUCAUUAGCCACGUGGGGGAUGCCUUGAAGGACCACUCCUCCAAGUCCAGAGGCCGUGUCUGUGCUAUAGGAAUCGCUCCGUGGGGCAUGGUGGAAAAUAAGGAAGACCUCAUUGGCAAGGAUGUCAUGAGAGUGUACCAGACCAUGUCCAACCCUCUGAGUAAGCUCUCUGUGCUCAACAACUCUCACACACACUUCAUCCUGGCUGACAACGGUACCCUGGGCAAGUACGGCGCCGAGGUGAAGCUGCGAAGACAGCUGGAGAAGCACAUCUCUCUGCAGAAGAUCAACACAAGACUGGGGCAGGGCGUGCCUCUCGUGGGCCUCGUGGUGGAAGGGGGCCCUAACGUGAUGUCUGUGGUCUUGGAGUACCUCCGGGAAGACCCUCCCGUCCCCGUGGUGAUUUGCGAUGGCAGCGGUCGAGCCUCGGAUAUUCUGUCCUUUGCACACAAGUACUGUGAAGAAGGAGGGGUAAUAAAUGAGUCCCUCAGGGAUCAGCUUCUGGUUACCAUUCAGAAAACAUUUAAUUACAGCAAGUCACAGUCACAUCAGCUGUUUGCAAUUAUAAUGGAGUGCAUGAAGAAGAAAGAACUUGUUACCGUGUUUAGAAUGGGCUCUGAGGGUCAGCAAGAUGUUGAGAUGGCGAUUUUAACGGCCCUACUGAAAGGAACCAACGCAUCAGCUCCAGAUCAGCUGAGCUUGGCGCUGGCUUGGAACCGUGUGGACAUCGCCCGAAGCCAGAUCUUUGUCUUUGGUCCUCACUGGCCGGUGAACGCUCUGGAGCAAGCAAUGCUGGACGCUCUAGUCUUAGAUCGAGUGGACUUUGUGAAGCUCCUGAUUGAAAAUGGAAGACUGGGGCCACCCAACACUCUGCAUUUGCUGGUGCGGGAUGUAAAGAAGGUUAAAGGGAGGGUUGGGGCCAUUCCUCCUGCCCACCGCAUGUGCCGCUUCAUCAAAGCUGCUGACAGCAUUGAUCUCUUAGAGCCAGACUCGGUGCCAGAACCCUUUAUUGUACAUUUAGGAAGAACUGUGGGGUGAAAUGUGUUCUUGCCUCAGGAUGAUGAGCCUCCAGCCAAAGGGAAGAAAAAGAAAAAGAAGAAAAAGGAAGAAGAGAUUGACAUCGACGUGGAUGACCCCGCCGUGAGCCGGUUCCAGUACCCCUUUCACGAGCUCAUGGUGUGGGCCGUGCUGAUGAAGCGCCAGAAAAUGGCCGUCUUCCUGUGGCAGCGCGGGGAGGAGAGCAUGGCCAAAGCCUUGGUGGCCUGCAAGCUCUACAAGGCCAUGGCCCACGAGUCCUCCGAGAGCGAGCUGGUGGAUGACAUCUCCCAAGACCUGGACAACAAUUCCAAAGACUUCGGUCAGCUUGCAGUGGAGCUGCUUGACCAGUCCUAUAAGCACGACGAGCAGAUAGCCAUGAAGCUGCUGACCUAUGAGCUGAAAAACUGGAGCAACUCCACUUGCCUCAAACUGGCUGUGGCAGCCAAACAUCGGGACUUCAUCGCCCACACGUGCAGCCAGAUGCUGCUGACAGACAUGUGGAUGGGAAGGCUUCGAAUGAGGAAAAACCCUGGCCUGAAGGUUAUCAUGGGCAUCCUCCUUCCACCCACUAUCUUGUUUUUGGAAUUUCGCACGUAUGAUGAUUUCUCAUACCAAACAUCAAAGGAAAAUGAAGAUGGCAAAGAAAAAGAAGAGGAAAAUAUGGAUGCAAAUGCAGACGCUAGCUCAAGAAAGGGCGAUGAGGAGAAUGAGCACAAAAAGCAGAAGAGCAUUCCCAUUGGAACAAAGAUCUGCGAGUUCUAUAACGCGCCCAUUGUCAAGUUCUGGUUUUACACAAUAUCGUACCUGGGCUACCUGUUGCUGUUCAACUACGUCAUUCUGGUGCGGAUGGACGGCUGGCCCUCCCCGCAGGAGUGGAUCGUCAUCUCCUACAUCGUGAGCCUGGCGCUGGAGAAGAUCCGCGAGAUCCUCAUGUCAGAGCCAGGCAAACUCAGCCAGAAAAUCAAAGUUUGGCUUCAGGAGUAUUGGAACAUCACCGAUCUCGUGGCCAUUUCCAUGUUCAUGAUCGGAGCAAUCCUUCGCCUACAGAACCAGCCAUACAUGGGCUAUGGCCGGGUCAUCUACUGUGUGGACAUCAUCCUCUGGUACAUCCGUGUCUUGGACAUCUUUGGUGUCAACAAGUACCUGGGACCCUACGUGAUGAUGAUUGGAAAGAUGAUGAUCGACAUGCUGUAUUUCGUGGUCAUCAUGCUAGUUGUGCUGAUGAGCUUCGGAGUAGCCCGGCAGGCCAUUCUACACCCAGAGGAGAAGCCUUCCUGGAAACUGGCCCGCAACAUCUUCUACAUGCCCUACUGGAUGAUCUACGGAGAAGUGUUUGCAGACCAGAUAGACCCGCCAUGUGGUGAAAACCUCUACGACGAGGACGGCAAGCGGCUCCCCCCUUGCAUCCCCGGCGCCUGGCUCACGCCCGCGCUCAUGGCCUGCUACCUCCUAGUAGCCAACAUCCUGCUGGUGAACCUGCUGAUCGCCGUCUUCAACAAUACCUUCUUUGAGGUAAAGUCGAUAUCCAACCAAGUAUGGAAGUUCCAGCGCUACCAACUGAUUAUGACGUUCCAUGACAGGCCUGUCCUGCCCCCUCCGAUGAUCAUUUUAAGCCAUAUCUACAUAAUCAUUAUGCGCCUCAGUAGUCGCUGCAGGAAGAAAAGAGAAGGGGACCAGGAAGAACGGGAUCGUGGAUUGAAGCUGUUCCUCAGUGAAGAGGAGCUGAAGAGGCUGCACGAGUUCGAGGAGCAGUGUGUGCAGGAGCACUUCCGGGAAAAGGAGGACGAGCAGCAGUCAUCCAGCGACGAGCGCAUCAGGGUCACUUGCGAGAGGGUUGAAAAUAUGUCAAUGAGGUUAGAAGAAAUCAAUGAAAGAGAAAAUUUCAUGAAAACUUCCCUGCAGACUGUUGAUCUUCGACUUUCUCAACUUGAAGAAAUAUCCAGCAGAAUGGCAAAUGCUCUUGAAAAUCUGGCAGGAAUUGAUAGGUCCGAUCUGAUACAGACCCGGUCCCGAGCUUCAUCUGAAUGUGAUGCAACUUUUCUUCUCAGGCAAAGCAGCAUCAACAGUGCGGAUGGCUACAGCCUGUAUCGUUAUCAUUUUAACGGGGAGGAGUUAUUGUUUGAAGAUACUACUCUCUCCAUGCCCCCAGGAGCAGGGUUCCGGAAAAGAGCCUGUUCCUUCCGUGUGAAGGAAGAGAAGGAGAAGGAUACGAAAAUACAUCUAGUCCCAGAACGUCAAGGUAGCCUUCACUUCUCCAGCCCUAGCCCACCAGCAACACCCAACCAUAGUCGACUUGCAGUAGAAGACUCCAAGAACACUUCAGAGCCCAAAUUAGGUCCAGAUAUUGGGAUUUCAAUGGAAGAAGAUGAAAGGCAGACUGACUCUAAAAGAGAAGGAAAUAGUUUCCAAAGUUUAAAUCCAACAGAUGUUAUGCAUGGGCAAAACAAAACAGAUUUUCCAAACGCUCAGCUAACAGUGGAAACAGCAAAGAUAGAAGGGGCUGUGGCCUCUCCCCUUGGAGACACCAAAAUCGCACGCUAUUACCCAGAUGAUGAGCUUAAUACCUAUAAAUCAAUGAAGUCCAGGAGCUUUGUGUAUUCUGAAGGGAGAAAGCUGGUCGGGGGACAUAACAACGGGGGUGCGGAGUACAGCUCUAGCAUGGACCCAGGCAGCCCUUCCACAGUCCAGCAGUGGACGACGGAGUGGAAAUACCAAGUUCAGAAGAUCACCCGGUCUCGCAGCACAGACAUUCCCUGCAUCGUGUCAGAAGCGAUGGUGCAGGCCGAGCACCAAGGGCACUCGUCAGACGCCGAGGCUGACCCUUACACUUCCCCCAGGGUCUCCGAGAUCUCUCACUUAUCCCUCACGGUCACUGGCAGGACUGAAAGAGAAAACUUGCUGUCUGUGAAACAGGACCAAACUUUGGGAUUCCCUUCGCUGAGAUCAAGAAGUUUACACAGCCAUCCGAGGAAUGUUAAAUCUGUUCAGGGCAAAUUAGACAGAUCGGGACACGCCAGCAGUGUAAGUAACUUGGUAGUGGUGUCUGCAAUUACAGUGGAAGAGCAAAGGGUUAAGCCAGAGAAAACUGCGAAAGUUGAAUGCUGAUCAGCUUUGUUUCCUCGAUUUUUUUCUUUUUUUCUUUUUUUUUUCAAAAUCAGAACCAUGAAUGGACACCACUAGCCAUCUAAACUUCUUUGAUUACUGGAAACAUCUUCAUUAAAAAAUGUGGAAAAUUUGCACCUGAUCAAAAUUUUAAUGCGCUGAAUUUAAAGUAGUAUUCUGUCAGCAUGUAUUAGUCAACGGAGCUUUUUAGAUGGAGUAGGAUCACACGAAAGCAACAAUAUGCACAUGGAGAUAAACAGCUUUAUCAGCAUACAAGAUAAUCCCAUCUCUAUACCUGAGGGCCGCCAGACAGCCUGAGAAACUGUUAGGAAUUUAAGUCACCACAAAAUCACUUAAGGAAUAAACAACUAAGUAAGAAAGUGAAAUUAAAAAGAAAGCAAACAUAAAAAAGGAGGGGUGGGAAGGAAUAAGAAAUAAAAUCAUGAGCUAUAAGGAGAAAUGGGAAGGAGUCACAUACAAAAUGUGUUACUUAUAGUGGUUUUUCUUUUAUGUUUUUAAGUCACAAAAUGGGAGGAAAUACACCAUUAUAUCAAACACCACAAUGUGAUCACAAGUUUUGUUGAGGUCUAAAAGUAAAAUAUCCAGUACGAUUUUUUUUUUUUUGCUGUUGAACAGUCCCAUGGCAAAUACAAAUUAAUCACAUUGCUGUCUGCAGGUUUAGGGAAAGCUGUAGCUAAAAACUAAAGAAUACAGAUUCAAGAACCACAGAGACUGCUCAAGGCUGGUACACAAGGUGUUAGGCUUCAACUUGAAGUUCCAACAGUGGAAGCCAAACAAAAAUAGAGAUAAGCCUCUAAUAAAUGAACUUCGGGGGGGGGGAUCGAAGAAUAAGAUUGGAAUCUGGGACAAACAUACAUAGGUCAAAUGGGCUCCGGCAUAUAUAGAGAGAAAGGGAAAAGUUAGAGGGUUACUAGGGCGAAGAAAUCUAUGCAAGUAAUUAUAAAAGAAAAUUCAGUAAUGCUCUCAGUGCUCGGAAAAGCAGGAAACUCUGAUUUCCCAGUAAGGUCACAGUCCUAUCCUGUGUAAAGCCAGUCUUAAGGUGACAGUUGGCAGUUCCACUAUCAGUUGCUAAGUAAAAAUAGUCUUAAAGUUAGAACCAGUUGUUGUAUUGCAUGAGUUCCUUGAGGCAGUUCUUGGGGCUAACGUCCAUGACCUGAGUGUUUCCCCUUCUUUCCAAAAGCACCCCUUACGAGGUCU
Molecule: messenger RNA, 5667 nt
Organism: Octodon degus (degu)
Lineage: Eukaryota; Metazoa; Chordata; Mammalia; Rodentia; Octodontidae
Gene: Trpm1
Product: transient receptor potential cation channel subfamily M member 1
Exons: 23
Biological process (GO): protein tetramerization; calcium ion transport into cytosol
Cellular component (GO): membrane
Molecular function (GO): calcium channel activity
Source: RefSeq, a predicted model, not a curated record